AUGGUUUUCAAACGAGCUAUAUACAUUGUUGCAGCACGUCGUACUCCAUUUGGUACAUAUGGUGGUAAAUUAAAAGAUUUUUCAGCUACACAUUUACAAGAUCUUGCUAAUCGUGCUGCUUUUAAACAAGCAAAUUUAUUACCUGAAUAUAUUGAUAGUGCUAUAGUUGGAAAUGUAAUGCAUUCAUCAGCAGAUGCUGCUUAUAUUGCUCGUCAUGCUGCCUUACGUUCUGGUGUACCAAUUCAUGUUCCUGCAUUAACUGUUAAUCGUCUUUGUGGAUCAGGUUUUCAGUCGAUUGUAUCUGGUGGACAAGAAAUUGAAUUAGGUGAUUCAAAUAUUGUAUUAUGUGGUGGUACAGAAAAUAUGUCACAAGCUCCAUAUGCCGUACGAAAUAUUCGAUUUGGAACAAAAUUAGGACAAGAUUUAAAACUUGAAGAUACUCUUUGGCAAGGUUUAACUGAUGAACAUAUUAAAACACCAAUGGGUGUAACAGCGGAAAAUUUAGCAAAAAAAUAUAAUAUUACACGAGCAGAUGCUGAUCAAUAUGCAUUACAAUCUCAACAACGUUGGAAACAAGCAAAUGAUAAAGGUGUUUUUAAAGAUGAAAUUGAACCAAUAAAAACUAAAGGUAAAAAAGGAGCUGAAGAAGUCUUUGAUACAGAUGAACAUCCACGUCCACAAUCAACUAUGGAACAAAUUUCAAAAUUACCAGCUGUAUUUAUUAAAGAUAAAGGAACAGUAACAGCUGCUAAUGCUAGUGGUAUAUGUGAUGGUGCUGGUGCUGUUAUUCUUUGUAAUGAAGAAGCAUUGAAAAAACAUAAUCUUAAACCAUUAGCUCGAUUAGUAGCAUAUCAUGUUAGUGGAGUUGAUCCAUCAAUAAUGGGUUUUGGUCCAGUACCAGCAAUUGAAAAUUUAUUAAAAAAAGCUAAAAAACAAAUAUCUGAUAUUGAUUUAUUUGAUAUAAAUGAAGCUUUUGCACCACAAUUUGUUGCAUGUCAAAAAGCUUUGAAAUUACCAAAUGAAAACACUAAUGUUAAUGGAGGUGCUAUUGCUCUUGGACAUCCAUUAGGUGCAUCAGGUACACGAAUAACAGCAAAUCUUGUAUAUGAAUUAAAACGACGUCAAGGAAAACAUGCUGUUGGUGCUGCUUGUAUUGGAGGUGGUCAAGGUAUUUCGUUAUUAAUUGAGCGUGUUUAA
Messenger RNA from Rotaria sp. Silwood1, 1197 nucleotides. The record is from the annotation of a GenBank genome assembly. Lineage: Eukaryota; Metazoa; Rotifera; Eurotatoria; Philodinida; Philodinidae.